AUGGUGAUGCUCCGACGCACUGUGCUCACCGCCGCGUGGCUCGUUCCCGCGGCAUUAGCCCGUCCGUACGCCCUCGACACGAACGGGACGCUUGAGGCUCGCGGUCCUGGCGGGACGAAGACGGUUAUCGCUCAGAUGUUUGAGUGGACUUGGGACAGUAUUGCUGCUGAGUGCACCAACUACCUUGGUCCAACAGGAUACGGUUUCGUUCAGGUUUCGCCUCCACAGGAACACGUCACCGGUAGCCAGUGGUGGACCGAUUACCAGCCCGUCUCGUACAUUCUCACCUCUAAGCGUGGUAACCGUUCACAGUUCGCGAACAUGGUCUCCACCUGCAACGCCGCAGGCGUCGAAGUCAUCGCGGACACGAUCUGGAACCACAUGACUGGGUCCGACUCCGGCUCGGGCACGGCCGGCUCAUCCUACACGCACUAUUCAUACCCCGCAGUGCCGUACACCGACAGCGGGGAUUUCCACCAUUGCGGGCUCGAGCCGAACGACGAUAUAGUCAACUACGACAACGCACAAGAGGUGCAGACGUGCGAGCUCGAUAAUCUGGCGGAUUUGGCGACGGAGACGACGCACGUCCGCCAGACGCUGGCCGCGUAUGGGAACGAUCUGCUCUCGCUCGGUGUGUCGGGCCUGCGCCUGGAUGCCGCGAAACACAUCAGCGAACGUCAACGACAUCGCCGCGAUCCUCGCGAUGCUCGACUCCAAACCGUACAUCACCCAAGAGGCGAGUCCUCUGACGAGCUCCUUGUGAUCUUCGGAUCGGGGGAGCCGAUCACGCCCAACCAGUACACCGGCAACGGCGACGUCCAGGAGUUCCGCUACACGACCGCUAUUCAGCAGGCAUUCAGCUCGGGCGGCAUUUCGAGUCUACAGGAUCUGGACAAUAGAGUCUUCGUCACCAACCACGACACCGAGCGCAACGGCAACUCGCUCAACUACAACUCGCCAAACAAUAUCUACUGGCAGGCGCUCGUGUUUUCCCUCACGCACCCUUACGGGACCCCGACCAUCCUCUCGAGUUAUCAGUACAGCACGACUGAUGACGGCGCGCCGAACGGAGGCACCGGCACUUGCUCAGGAACCGGCGGCGUGAACGGCUGGUUGUGCCAGCACCGAUGGGUCGGCGGUAUGAUCGGCUUCCACAACAACGUUGGCUCGUCCGCGAUCACCAACUGGGUCUCGCCCUCCUCGCAGCAGAUCGCUUUCGGCCGUGACUCGCUCGGUUUUGUUGCGAUCAACAACCAAGAUUCCGCCUGGACAGCGACGUUCACGACUUCCCUUCCCGCAGGUAGCUACUGCGACGUGAUCGCGGGCCCCAACUCCACCGCGGGUCAUUGCGCCAGCACUGUGUACACCGUCUCGAGCAGUGGUACCUUCACGGCCACCGUCGGCGCACGGAACGCCAUCGCCAUCCACACCGGCGUCACCUCCACCGGCACCUCCACCACGACCUCGGCGGGCACCAGCACGACCACGAAGGCGACCAGUACCACGUCUUCCUCAAGCUCAUCCACCACCGCGAGCGUCACCGUGAACUUCAAGGUCGUCGCCACGACCACCUUCGGCGAAAACAUCUUCGUCGCGGGAUCUAUCGGUCAGCUCGGCAGCUGGGCCCCGGCUUCUGCGGUGUCGAUGAACGCGAACGCGUACCCGACUUGGGCUGCGAGCGUCGUCUUGCCCCCCAACACCGCCUUCCAGUACAAGUAUAUCCGGAAGGAGACCGAUGGAACGGUGAACUGGGAAGACGAUCCCAAUCGCUCCGACACGACCCCGGCUUCCGGGUCGCAGACUCUAAGCGACACCUGGAAAUAA
Messenger RNA from Punctularia strigosozonata HHB-11173 SS5, 1824 nucleotides. RefSeq names its product glycoside hydrolase. NCBI's taxonomy places the organism in Eukaryota, Fungi, Basidiomycota, Agaricomycetes, Corticiales, Punctulariaceae. The transcript is spliced from 17 exons. Gene Ontology annotation, biological process: carbohydrate metabolic process. The record is from RefSeq and is a predicted model, not a curated record. Gene Ontology annotation, molecular function: starch binding; alpha-amylase activity; cation binding. Bases 1 to 1824 code for a protein of 607 amino acids.